AUAUUAUUAUUGUUGUACUCCUGUCUCUUGUUAAUGUAUGUCGAAUCAGGGGGCAAGCGAUAGUGAUAAUUCAGAUUUAAUAGAUUUAUCUAGUCCGAGUAGUGAUACCUCUAGUGGGGAAUUAUACAUACCACGCAAAGUUUUAAAUAGGGAAAGGGACUAUUUAGAUCCAACAGGGGAGAUUGUAGGUACAUCUAGGUAUCCAUUACGAAGUCAGAUUAGUUCAGAGCAUCUAGCAGAAACAGAGCAUCUUUUCAAACCAGAGCAUCCAUUCAAACCAGAGCAUCCAUUCAAGCCAGAGCAUCGAAUCAAUCCAGAGCAUCCACAGAUUCCAGAACAGCAGCAGAACUUAAAAAGCAUAGAACAAUCAAACGCCAUUUUAAACCAAGUUAGUGUGACACUGGAUAAGGUGAAUAAAACAAUUGCGGAGUCAACGCGGAUACUUCAAACAGAAAAAAAACCAACUUCAAAUAAAGAAGUCGUUAUGGCUAAACACAUGUCUAUAGAACAAGCGCUAAAAUUAAUCCCUAUGUUCGACGGGGAAAAUUCAGAUUCAAAUCACGCGUUCCAAAAUUCCUGCGAUUUUGCACUGCAGAAUAUUGACCCAAGUGAAAAUGACAAUUUCGUUAAAGGCAUUACAACAAGACUUACUGGCAAAGCAUAUCGGGCAAUACGGUACAAAGAAAUUAAGAAAUACGAAGAUUUAAAAAUAGUAUUAAAUUCAUUGGUUGAUAAAAAAUUCACUUUGGCGCAUUUACACUCAAAAUUAUCAAUGUUCAAAUUGGCGUAUGGAGAAACUAUACAACAAUAUGCAGAUAGAGCAGAACAAUUAUUUUAUGAAAUUAUGGAAGCGUCAAUAUCCACGGGAGGGUUAGAUAACCCAGAGGGGAUAUCCAAGAUUACAGCUAUGCAGAUCCUUACUGCAUUCACAGAGGGACUUCCUCACGACACCAGAAUAAUAGUCAAGGCUAGAAAACCCAGUGAUUUGAAUGAAGCCGUCCAAAUUGCUAUCGAAGAAGAAACGUCACGCUUAUCACAGAAAGAAAUGCGUAAAAACAACAACCACCAGAAAGUGGAUAAUAAACACAAAUCAAAUCAAAAUCAUCCAGCAUCAUCUCACAGCAAAUCAGUGGGUGCUUGUUUUCUCUGCGGUCGAACAAAUCAUCAAGCUCGUCAAUGUCAUGCAUCCGAGGCAGAUAAAAUAAGAUAUAAAGAGUCGAAUCAGAAAGGAAAAACACAGACGCCCGGUGGGACAAAUCAAGACAGCCACUCUCAACCUGCAGGGGUUCUCCUUUUCGAAGCGAAAUUAGUAGAGAAUCAUGUCUCUUUACAAAUACCACAAUGCGUUCAGGGUAGUGCACACCUUCUACUGGACACCGGAAGUGAUCUAAACAUGAUAAAAUUGUCUAGCCUACUUGACGAGGUAUUUGUCGACGAAACCCAG
Melanaphis sacchari is the source of this 1444-nucleotide messenger RNA. RefSeq lists its product as uncharacterized. The record is from RefSeq and is a predicted model, not a curated record. NCBI's taxonomy places the organism in Eukaryota, Metazoa, Arthropoda, Insecta, Hemiptera, Aphididae. Gene Ontology annotation, molecular function: zinc ion binding; nucleic acid binding.